Messenger RNA from Penaeus chinensis, 926 nucleotides. RefSeq lists its product as uncharacterized. The transcript is spliced from 4 exons. Bases 284 to 718 code for a protein of 144 amino acids. Lineage: Eukaryota; Metazoa; Arthropoda; Malacostraca; Decapoda; Penaeidae. The record is from RefSeq and is a predicted model, not a curated record.
GUGUACGUGUGUGGGUGGAUGAGUAUGUGCGCUCGCGCGUGUGUGUGGGUGGAUGCUCCCUAAAUUUAGCUCCACGACCCAUAGCCAGUGGAGGCUCCGGCGAUUGUGUUGCUACAUUUCGUGUUAAAAUGCUAGACGCCCUACACAGCUGCGCGUCACAAGUGUUUAGUUACCAGACCCAAGUGCACUUUCAGGCCACACGACCUGACAGCGAAGAGAUAAAAGAAGCGAUUUUUGUCCCCGUUUCCCGCCCUUGCGUUGAGUUGACAUAUAAGCAGCAAUCAUGGGGCUUGUCGUGAUCAAUACGGGUUACCUGAAAACGAAGUCGGGCAUCAUGAAGAUCAUAGAAAUCGUGUGCGUGGUCUGCGCCUUCGGCCUCCUCCGCGGGAGCUCCCGCGUCUGCGGCCACACCACCGACUCGCAUUACCUCGGCGUCGGAGUCCUCGUGGCCGCCCUGAUGGUCACGCCGCUGCUCCUCAUCUCGUACAUGAUGGGCAAGAUGCAGAUCCAGAACACGUUCUUGGAAAUCGCCCUCAACGCCCUGUUCUCCCUUUUCCUGCUGGCGGUGGGCGCGGAUGCCCUCAGGGCCGUGGGCACCGCCUACACUAACCACUACAACAGGAAGUGCUUCGCUAUGGGCAUCUUCAGCAUCGCCGCCUGCAUCACUUACCUUCUGGAUACAGUGUUCUGUGUGAUGGUGUACAGGGGAAACAACUGAGAGUGAGGGCGUUUGGCACCUUUUGAUAUUGGUGUAUCUACUUAGGCAUUUGUUCCUCUCGCAUAUGUGCUGUUUACAAAUGCAGGUUGUUUACACCUAAGUAUACACACACACACACACAUAUACAUGUAUAUAUGUGUGUAUGUGUGUGUGUGUGUGUGUGUGUGUGUGUGUGUGUGUGUUUGUAUGUAUGUAUGUAUAUAUAUAU